This is a messenger RNA of Branchiostoma floridae (Florida lancelet), 1283 nucleotides long. RefSeq names its product gamma-aminobutyric acid receptor-associated protein. Gene Ontology annotation, biological process: autophagy of mitochondrion; cellular response to nitrogen starvation; macroautophagy. The transcript is spliced from 4 exons. Bases 104 to 457 code for a protein of 117 amino acids. Gene Ontology annotation, molecular function: ubiquitin protein ligase binding; GABA receptor binding. Lineage: Eukaryota; Metazoa; Chordata; Leptocardii; Amphioxiformes; Branchiostomatidae. The record is from RefSeq and is a predicted model, not a curated record. Gene Ontology annotation, cellular component: autophagosome membrane; cytosol; autophagosome.
GUGACGCAGCACCACAACAAAGGCGGCCAUAUUGCCAACAGGAAGGAGAGGAAAGCAACUCUGUGAGCCUGGGUCAGAAUAACUAGCGUUUUUACCUGUCAAAAUGAAGUGGGAAUACAAGGACGAGCACCCUUUCGAAAAGCGGAGAGCCGAGGGCGAGAAAAUCAGGAACAAAUACCCCGACAGAGUUCCGGUGAUCGUAGAAAAGGCCCCCAAGGCUCGGAUCGGAGACCUGGACAAGAAGAAGUACCUGGUUCCCUCAGAUCUCACAGUUGGUCAGUUCUACUUCUUGAUUCGGAAGCGGAUCUCACUCCGGCCGGAAGAUGCGCUUUUCUUCUUCGUGAACAACGUCAUUCCCCCCACCAGCGCGACUAUGGGGUCUUUGUACCAGGAGCAUCACGAGGAAGACUUCUUCCUGUACAUAGCGUACAGCGACGAGAGCGUUUACGGCAUGUAGACUUCCGCCCCACAAGACACACUUAAGACACACACCGAGCAGACUUAGGACUGCUGAAGAAUAAUAGCAUAAUAAUGAUAAUACCACCUUCUUUGACAAAAUCUGUAGGUGUAAUAUAAAUGAGCUUAUAAAAAAUCUAGAGAAAUUGGCGAGUCUUAGAGAGUUAUUUGCUGGAUUUUGUGUACGAGAAUGGCUGCAGUUUUUUUUCCUGAGUAUGUAUCUGGUUUUACAUAUAACACUCUCCCUUGUAUAAAACUUGCGUUUUUUUUUCCGCAAUAUUUAAUCGUGUAGACCAAAAAUAGUAAAAAGUGUGGAGUGGAAAAAGGGGGAAAGAGAACAAUUAGAAAAGCGGCAGUUUUUGUUAUUUGAUGAAUGUGUGUGUGAAAAUUGUAACUUGUUUUAGUUUUAAUCGGGACUAGUAUUUAAUCAUCCUUCUGCACUUCUUGUAUUUAGCACAAUCUUGCUUUGGUGAAUGAGGGUUAAUCUCAAUAUUUGUAGCUAAACAUAGAAUGUAUGCAGCACAUAUGAAUCGGUGAAUAAACUUUAUGUAUGUAUUACCCAUUUCCGUAUUGUCACUGCUGCAAGUGGCACACAUACAACAAUGUUUGGACAUAAGUCAAUUCUUUUGAAGCUCCUUGCUUCCAGUAAAUGCCUACAAUAACUUAAAACAUGCUUUUUACCCCAAAUUCAGAUGAGUUGCAGUACAGAGUCUCUAAAUACAAUACAAUUACUGUUACCAUGGUAACUUUGUUAUUAAGAAGCACAAACGGGUGUAAAGGACACAUCGGUGAUUGACACGUAUCAAUAAAAUCAACGUGUACAUAGA